Molecule: messenger RNA, 2450 nt
Organism: Erpetoichthys calabaricus (reedfish)
Lineage: Eukaryota; Metazoa; Chordata; Cladistia; Polypteriformes; Polypteridae
Product: calcium uptake protein 3, mitochondrial-like
Exons: 16
Coding region: 93-1613 (506 amino acids)
Biological process (GO): calcium import into the mitochondrion; mitochondrial calcium ion homeostasis
Cellular component (GO): uniplex complex
Molecular function (GO): calcium ion binding
Source: RefSeq, a predicted model, not a curated record
AGGUGGGAGGUAGAGGUAUUGUCACGAGAGCGCCUGUAUCUUGCGUUUAACAUCUCGCGCGAUCUUAGUGGCUAGCGGCGCUUCUCAUUUUAAUGCCCACAAUCAUGGCCGCUCUCCGCCGAGUGAUUUUUACCUUUGGUAAAUCGGUGAGGGAUAAUGUUGCAGCUGUUCGCGUCAGACAUGUGUUUGGUGGAACAACAGAAAAGGGUGCGAGAUCUGUGAAAUCUGGAAUUGCAGGAGUUUGUUUUGCUGCGGGUGGGGCCGCUGUCUGCUAUUAUUUUUAUUCUAGUCAACAUGACCCCUCUAUGAGCAAUUCCAAGCGGAAUAAGGGAUUCCCGUUGAGUGGCAAUGACAGAAGUAGCCUGGUGCCGCUGCCUGCGGUUUCCGCAAAAGAAAAGUUUAGGAGCCUCGAUUUGGAAGAUUCAGAUGUGUACAUUUCAGCUAAUGAACAAAGAUUCAGGAUGUUUUCUUCUGUUGAGUAUGAAGGACAACUUUACAUGACACCUCAGAACUUCAUUGAAUCAGUAACAAUGGAUGAGCCCAAAAGCAGAAGGCAUUGGAGGUCUCUCUCAAAACAGGAGCUAGAGCAAAUACUUUCAGAUACACCACCUGUAUGGAAAGGAACAUCAACAUUGUUCCGAAAUCUACGUGAUCGAGGUAUUAUUGCCUACACAGAAUAUCUUUUCCUGCUAUGCAUUUUGACAAAACCUCAUGCAGGAUUUAAGAUAGCUUUCAACAUGUUUGAUGCUGAUGGCAACCAGAUGGUGGACAAAAGGGAAUUUUUAGUGCUGCAAGAGAUAUUCAGAAAGAAAAAUGAGAAGGGAAGAAAAGGAGAUGCAGAAAAGUCUGCACAGCUGAAUAUGCAACUUUAUGGAUAUCAAUUUGCUCCUGUAACCAGCGUUCUUAAAAGUGACAUUCAGGAGUUUGCCCCCAGAAGCUACUGGGAUAUACUAAGGCAGAGCACAAGCCAAGCACUCUUUUCAGACCUCGCAGAGGAUUAUAGACUAGAGCGUUCGGAUGAAAAUAUAAUGAUAGACACAACUCUACUGGUGCAUUUCUUUGGGAAGAAGGGAAGGGCAGAGCUGAACUUUGAUGACUUUUACAGAUUUAUGGAUAAUCUUCAGACUGAAGUUCUGGAAAUUGAAUUUCUUACAUAUUCCAAGGGCAUGACCACCAUCAGUGAAGAGGAUUUCGCCCGCAUUUUGUUGCGUUACACAAAUGUGGAAAACACCAGCAGUUACCUGGAUAAUGUACGCGAAAGAAUUGCAGAAGAAAAGGGUAUCACAUUUGAUGAAUUCCGAUCAUUUUUCCAGUUUUUGAACAAUCUGGAAGACUUUGCCAUUGCAAUGCAGAUGUACAAUUUUGCAAACAGGUCAGUUGGUCAAGAUGAGUUUAAGCGUGCAGUUUAUGUAGCAACAGGUUUAAAACUUUCUCCACAUUUGGUCAACACUGUCUUCAAAAUCUUCGAUGUGGACAGAGAUGAUCAGCUUAGCCACAAAGAAUUUAUUGGGAUUAUGAAGGACAGACUACAUAGAGGAUCUCGAGGAUAUAAAACUGUUCAGAGAUAUACAACCUUCAAAUCUUGCAUGAAGAAGGAACUGUCAAACAGAUAAGUAACUUACACAGAUGGUUCUGUGCCAUUUGCCACAUGUGUGAAGACAGAGAUUGGCAAACACUUCAGACAUCUGAGACGGCGAUAUGAAGAAAACAUUUAAUUUGUGCUUUAUAAAAAGGGCUUGUGGCAAAUUACAUAGUAUUGUAUGAUAUUUCAUUCUUAAACCAUCUCUGACAAACAAGUAGCAAUCUAUAUUCUGGUUUUGAAGAUACAAUGCAUUUUUUCAAGCAUUUGCACUUGGUUAUAAAGUGUACCUCACUGACUGAAGAACAGUCUAUAAUUUUGUAAUUGUUCUUUAUUUAUUUGAAACUAUUUAUCAAGCAAACACUUUUUUGAUUACUUAUGUGCCUUUUUCUUUAGACUUCUACUUUUCUAUUGUGCAGUGAAAGAUCUCUUAUGAAAUGCUUUAAUGAAGCACAUUGCCUCUAAAUUCAAUUAGUAUAGUAUAUUGGAGUUUAGUAUAAAAUUUAACAUUUUUGUUCUUUCCUUUAUUUCUGUUAAAAUAUUUAUUGCAUUUCAAACAUGCAAUUUUCAGCUUUUUUUUCUUUUUAUAAGCCUGCAUGACAUGAAGAAUUUCAGCAAUAAUAAUGAAUGUUUUCUAUAUUUAUUGUAUUUUUAGUGUACAUGAUUGUUUAAUUUGAUAUUUCAUUCUCAGUUAUAGCUAUUUAUAACCCAGUUAUUGUGCCAUGCUCCUUAGCAUUGCAUUCUAGCAUUAAAAUAUAUACUGGACAUAUGUUGCUCAUAUAUUUACUGUAUGAAAAAUAACUUUAGGUUGAAUGACAUAUCCACUAUGUUAAAUGCAUGAAUACACCUAAUUGUGUAAUUUGUAAGAAAA